Eleginops maclovinus (Patagonian blennie) is the source of this 2663-nucleotide messenger RNA. It is a transcript of the gene ccr8.2, whose product is annotated as cabz01093075.1. Gene Ontology annotation, molecular function: C-C chemokine receptor activity; C-C chemokine binding. Gene Ontology annotation, cellular component: membrane; external side of plasma membrane. Bases 618 to 1763 code for a protein of 381 amino acids. The transcript is spliced from 3 exons. The record is from RefSeq and is a predicted model, not a curated record. NCBI's taxonomy places the organism in Eukaryota, Metazoa, Chordata, Actinopteri, Perciformes, Eleginopidae. Gene Ontology annotation, biological process: calcium-mediated signaling; cell chemotaxis; G protein-coupled receptor signaling pathway.
UUUUUGUUAGCCUUUCAAAAGAUACCUAAACCUGACCAAACUACUGUAUUUGUUUACAAACUCUGUAUACAUUUUCGGGAGUGUAGCAGAAAGGUUAUAGCUAGUUAAAGGCUGUGGCAAAGAGACACGUUUAUAGUUUACUUUUUUUUAAUUGUGAGCUAGCUUUCCUGAAAUCUAUAGGUUAUGCAUCUCAUAGCUUUGUGUUGAGCCGACAAAGGCUGCAAUCUCUGAUUUUUUCAGUGGUUUCUAGGUACUUGUAAUAAAGUACAGUGUUCAUGAAGGCAAAACACUAUCCAUUGAACCUACCUAGUCCAUUAAGGGCUUUAAAAACCUUAAAAAAGCUCUAAAUGUUACAAGAAGAACGUGAUAUAAUGAUCAAAUGUUUCAAGGGCUAUGCUUAGAUAUUAAGGGAUAAGAAUUAUGACCUUUUUGUUUAAUAAGAUUUUAAAUUAGUCAAGAGGAAGGAAAUCAUCUUCUAUAAAAAAACAAAUUCAAUACAACAUCUCCAAAGGUCAAAGGGAACAACUUAAGAAACCCUGUACUUAAAAAAAAGCUAGACAAAAAAAGAGAUCUGCGCUGUAGCACAGCAAAAUGUAUCUUUAUAAAGGAAGUGGGUCAUGGCUCUCCCUAGUGUUGUUACUUUCACAGGAAUAAGAGAGAGUGUCUACGGAGGAGACUAUCCAAGCUCUACCACAGAAUAUGUAUCCAAUGAAAGCUUGCCAAAUUACUAUGAUGUCUAUGAGGAGGACUUCAUUGGCAACUAUGAAAGGUGUGUGUAUCAACGUCACGGGGCCAGUUUUCUUCCCACCCUCUAUGCAGUUUUUUUCCUCAUGGGCCUUCUGGGCAACUCUCUGGUCAUCUGGGUCAUUACGUGUGGGGUUCGACUCCGCAGCAUGACGGACGUGUGCCUCUUAAACUUGGCUGUAGCUGACCUUCUCUUGGUGUGCACCCUUCCCUUCCUAGCCCACCAAGCCCGGGACAAAUGGCUGUUUGGGGAUGCUAUGUGCAAAGUGGUCCUGGGUACUUAUCAUAUUGUUUUUUACUGUGGGAUUUUUUUCAUCAGUCUAAUGAGCAUCGACCGCUACUUGGCUAUAGUACAUGCUGUUUACGCUAUGAGAGCACGGACAAGGUCCUUUGGAAUGAUCGCAGCAGCAGUUACAUGGGUGGUUGGAUUUAUGGCUUCUUUCCCUGACCUGAUCUUUCUCCAACAACAGCCAGGUACUAAUUCAACUCAGUUCUGCUACCCUGUGUUUCCCAAAGCUGCUUCGAACGACACAACUUCAUCCAACUCUCACUACUGGAGGAUCUUCAGCCUUUUUAAAAUGAACAUGCUGGGUCUAUUUGUCCCAGUUUUCAUCAUGUGUUUCUGCUACUCACAGAUUGUCUGGAGGCUGCUGUACAGCCAGUCAUCCAAGAAACAGGCCAUCCGUUUAGUUGUCAUAGUGGUAGCUGUUUUCUUCAUCUGCUGGGUCCCCUACAACAUUGCUUCCCUCUUCAAAGCAUUGGAGCUAUUGCACAUCUAUUCAGGCUGCCAAAGCAGCAAGGCCAUCACAUUGGCGUUACAAGUCACUGAGGCCAUUGCCUACUCUCACAGCUGCCUUAACCCCAUCCUGUAUGUGUUCGUUGGGGAGAAGUUCAGGAGGCACCUGUUUAGGUUGAUUAACAGGGCUCCCUGCAGACUGUGUAAGAUGGUCAUGGUCUGCAUUCCUCAGGACAGAAUUGGUGGAUCAGUGUACUCGCAGACCAGCAGCACUGCUGUGUGAUUUCUGUUCCUGUUAUGGCUAUCUCUACAAUGAGGACAUGUAGGGCAGAUACAAAACUAUGUCAUUCUCAAAUUCUGUAUUGUAUUUUAAGUUAAUGAAGGGUACGCUUUGAGCUUUGGAGCGGGAGUUAAGUUAGACAGUGAUGUAUUUUUAACAAAACAGUGGAGUGUAUGUGAUUCUGUUUGACACACAAGCCUUAUGGUUUAAGGAUGUUGUCACAUGCAAGCAAAUACCUUAUAUCUUUUUUAAAUGAUGGAAACCUUAGCAAUGCAAGUUUCAUUGCAUAUGCAGCAGCAUAUCUGCACCAAACCUCAACCUAGAGAAAACCACAACUUUAAGAAGAGGAAGUACAAGUUGUCAGUUCCGCACUAGCAUUUUCAGUCCCUGUGCUCAAAAGUACAUUAUCACUGUCACAUUUUUAAAAAAAUCCCUGCAUACAUUUCUACUAAAAAUAUUCAGCAUUUCAGAAAAAACACAUUAUUUUAAAAAUAAGUGUACCGUGUGUUCUGUCAUGCAGACUUAAAAUGAAUACCAUUCAAUCAUUACAGUUCAAGUUGUUCAUUGGACUCAUGGAAAAUACAAGAUAUACAAGUUCCUUCGACCUUUUGAGCUUGUUCCUCACUAUGUAUAUACAUUUUAUGUUAGUAUUCAAUAUGUUUAUUUGUAAAAGUUUCAUUGGUAAAAACACUUUUGGAUGAUGGUAUUUUAGGUGAUUCAUUAUGUGCUAUAAGGUUUGGGUUUUUAUUGUAUCUUCACAGUAAACAUGCUGACAUAAUGUAGACUGAAUGUGCCAAAAUAUGAAUAUAUUUUGGUAAACUUGAUAUGUAUGUAUCAGAUUAUUUCAAAUGAAAUUUUAAUACAUUAUAUCACACAUAUUUGAUAAAUUCCUUUGUUCUCUAA